Molecule: messenger RNA, 8503 nt
Organism: Menidia menidia (Atlantic silverside)
Lineage: Eukaryota; Metazoa; Chordata; Actinopteri; Atheriniformes; Atherinopsidae
Source: the annotation of a GenBank genome assembly
CGGAACCUGAGAGCGCGCGGCGCGUCCAGAAACCGAGGGGGCGCACACGCACCGGGGACGUGCUUCCUCAUGUUUAACUGAACUUUUCACCAUUUUUUCCGAAACUUGUGACUGAACCAUCCCCUGGCUAUCCUUUUGUAUCUUUUCCCCUCCUCCUGGCUGGAGGACUGAGUUUGGAUUUCGGCGGGGGGCAGGAGGAGGAGGAGGCGGAGGAGCAGUGAGCGGCUCCGGGAUGGAGCACCGGGGCUCAGGGCGCACGGCGAACCCUGAGUGAGUCAGGCUGUUGGAUGGACGCUACUUCCCGGUUCCGGCUGUUCACAGCACGGCCAUGACGGGCAUCCAGGAGCCAGACCUGCAUGAGCAGCACGAAGGACCGACGCAGGAGGGAGAGGAUGAGGAAGAGGAGGGGGAAAAGGUGCAUGGAUCAGUUGAGAGGGAGGAGUGGGAGCACAAAGGGGAAGAGGAGGAAGGGGAGGAGGACGGAAAGGAAGAGCUGCCAUAUCCCUCCCUUGCACCGGUGGUUCUUUUGGCUCUGACCCAAACCAGCCCGCCCCGCUCCUGGUGCCUUCGAGCUGUCUGCCAUCCAUAUCCUUCACUGCUGGUGGUGCGCCCGAAGCACGGCCAACUUCGUGUGAGCAUUCUGGCCAUCCUGCUGAACUGUGUGACUUUGGGGAUGUUCCAGCCCUGUGACCGGACCCCCUUCCUGCUGCAGGCUCUGGAUGAUGGGAUCUUUGUGUUUUUCGCUGGUGAGAUGCUGGUGAAGAUGGUGGCUCUCGGGGUCAUAGGUCAGAAAGGUUACCUAGGCGACACAUGGAACAGAUUGGACUUCUUCAUCGUUCUUGUGGGCAUGCUGGAGUACUCGCUGGACGGACACAACGUCAGCCUGUCAGCCAUCCGGACUGUUCGGGUUCUCCGUCCGCUACGAGCCAUCAACAGAGUUCCCAGUAUGCGUAUCCUGGUGACCCUCCUGCUCGAUACACUUCCAAUGCUGGGCAACGUGCUGGCGCUGUGCUUCUUUGUCUUCUUCAUCUUCGGCAUUGUUGGAGUUCAGCUGUGGGCGGGGCUACUGAGGAACCGCUGUUUCAUGGGAGAGGAGAUAAAGAUGAGAUACAACGUCACCUUCCUGAAGGGAUAUUAUCAGCCUGAUGGCACAGAUGACCACCCCUUCAUCUGCUCUGUAGAGAGAGACAAUGGGAUGCUUCGGUGUUCUGAUGUGCCUCGCCGGCGUGUACGUGGGACUUACUGCUUCCUGGGUGCCGAGGAAGCCCAUUCAGAGACAGGACUCCGAGUAGAUGAGCCAGCAUCAUGUAUAAACUGGUAUCAGUAUUACAACGAGUGUCGGGCUGGUGAAAUAAACCCACACAAAGGGGCUAUUAACUUUGACAACAUUGGAUAUGCAUGGAUUGCAAUUUUUCAGGUAAUUACUCUUGAGGGUUGGGUAGACAUCAUGUAUUAUGUCAUGGAUGCACACUCCUUCUACAACUUCAUCUAUUUCAUUUUCCUCAUUAUAGUGGGCUCUUUCUUCAUGAUCAACCUGUGCCUGGUCGUCAUAGCAACCCAGUUUUCUGAAACCAAGCAGAGAGAACACGCCUUAAUGAAAUCGGAGCAGCGAGCCCGCCUCCUCCACCAGUCAACGUCCACCCUGGCCAGUGACAGUCAGCCGGGGAGCUGCUACGAGGAGAUCAUCCGCUACCUGGCACACCUGGGCCGGAAGGCGUGGCGGCGGCUGUCCCGCUGCUUCGCUCAGUUCAGCUCACGCUUCCACUGCACCUGCAUGUGCAAAAAAGAUCAGGCCGGGGCCUCUGGCAGAGGGGGCGGGACCGGAGAGAUGAACGGACUUGCCAAUCGGCACUCAGGCCACGCCCCCAACGACUUAGCCCGCCUCCACCAGCUUUACCAUCUCAAUCACCAGCAUCACCACCGCCACCACCAGCCUGAACCGGCUGUCAGCAAUGGAGGGAACUGUUUUAAUUAUCCCAUCAUAUCGCCACUCUUCAGCCACCUGGAGGAUAAGGACCAGGAGCAGAAGAGGCCGGUUGCCACGGAGACCAUCAACAGACUGCCUCAGCUGGUGCUGGAGCAUGGUGGGUCUACUGGGCAUCCCGGUGAGGUUCCUGGAGAUUCCUCGGUAUGUCCGUACUGCGUCUGCUACAACCAGCUCAGUGGGAAUGAAAACGUUAACAUCCUGCUUGAAGACCGGCAGCAGGGGUAUCACAGCUCAUGCCGUAGCAACAGCCCGUGUCAUGGUAACAGCCCAUGCCACUGUAGCAGUCCCUGUCGUGGUGAUGCACAGGUGUUAGAGCCAAAGGAGAGGCUAUGGGAGCGUUGCUGGGUAGGACUGCAAAGCAAACUGGAACUUAUCGUUGGGAGCAGAUACUUCAACAGAGGAAUCAUGAUUGCCAUCCUCAUUAACACGCUCUCAAUGGGGAUAGAGUACCACGAACAGCCGCAGGAGCUGACAGAUAUUUUGGAGAUCAGUAACAUGGUGUUCACCAGUCUCUUCAGCCUUGAGAUGCUGCUGAAGCUCCUGGCUCUGGGGCUCUUCGGCUACAUCAAGAACCCUUAUAACGGCUUUGAUAGCAUCAUUGUCAUAAUCAGUGUGUGGGAGAUAGUGGGAGAAGCUGAGGGUGGCUUGUCGGUGCUGCGCACCUUCCGUUUGCUGAGAGUUUUGAAGCUGGUCCGGUUCCUUCCUGCCUUAAGGAGGCAGCUGGUAGUACUGAUGAAGACCAUGGACAAUGUGGCAACAUUCUGCAUGCUGUUGAUGCUCUUCAUAUUCAUAUUCAGCAUUUUGGGGAUGCAUCUGUUCGGCUGUAAAUUUGGUUUGCGACAAGACAGCGGAGACACUUUACCUGACAGGAAAAACUUUGACUCUCUGCUGUGGGCUACCGUCACGGUGUUUCAGAUUCUCACCCAGGAGGACUGGAAUGCUGUUCUCUACAAUGGGAUGGCCUCCACCACGCCAUUGGCUGCCCUCUACUUUGUAGCCCUUAUGACUUUUGGAAACUACGUCCUCUUCAACUUGCUCGUCGCCAUUUUGGUGGAGGGCUUCCAAGCUGAAGUACUCUCUUAUGACAUUAAUUGUUCUACAUGUAUAGAGCUCAAGCUCCAAGCCAUGAUGCUCAGCCCCAAUGGUCUCCUUAACCCAAAGGCUUCUAGGCCCCCCCCACCUCCGCCGCCACUGCCGGUCAUCACGCACACUGCCGCCACACCCACCAUAAUCUCCAGCCAAUCACGCCGGACAAGUGGGGCCUCCACAGAGAACAGCUUUGAGCAGCAGUCGCUGUCACUGCGGGAGAGUGGUCCAGAGAGCCGUCGCUCUAGCUGGACCAGUAUGAGCCGAGCCCCCAGCCUCCACAGACGGAGCCAGUCAGGAGAGAUGGAGUCACUGCUGUCGGACACGCACACAUUCUCCAAUCUUAGCAGCAGAGAGCAAUCGCUGGACCAGCCUGACUACCUGCAGGUGCCCUUGCUCCUCUCCCCCGACUGCAACGGCACUUCCUUUCACAUCCCUGACCACGGCUAUGACGAGGUGCCCCUGACAUCAUACUACCACAGCGAUGAAGAAGAGGAAGAGCCCGAGGAGGUGAAUAAAACUAAGCUGAUGAGUUUAUGUAAGAAGGUGAAGAAGAUUCUUGAGCCCUAUGAGCCUCGGUGGUGCCUGGAGCAUGAAGAGUGGUCCCUCUAUCUGUUUGCUCCACACAGCCAGUUUAGGCUAUGGUGUCAGAGGAUCAUCAGUCACAAGAUGUUUGAUCAUACUGUCUUGCUUUUCAUUUUUCUAAACUGCAUCACCAUCGCACUUGAGAGGCCUGACAUACACCCCAAGAGCAUGGAGCGAGUGUUUCUCAGCGUGUCCAAUUACAUCUUCACUGUUAUCUUCGUGGGCGAGAUGAUGAUCAAGGUGGUAGCUAUGGGUCUGUACUUUGGAAACGGUGUGUACCUGCAGAGCAGCUGGAACGUCUUAGACGGCUUGUUGGUGUUUGUGUCAAUGGUGGACAUCCUGGUCUCCAUCGCAUCAGCAGGUGGUAAUCGAAUCUUAGGCAUCUUACGAGUACUCCGUCUGCUCCGUACACUGCGACCGCUCAGGGUGAUAAGUCGGGCUCCAGGACUGAAACUGGUGGUAGAAACCCUGAUCACAUCUCUCAGACCAAUUGGGAAUAUUGUUCUCAUCUGCUGUGCUUUUUUCAUUGUGUUUGGAAUUCUUGGAGUGCAGCUGUUCAAAGGGAAGUUCUUCUACUGUGAUGGGCUCAAUGUCACUAACGUCACCAAUAAAACCGAGUGUCUGCAGGCGGGCUACCGCUGGGUCAGAAGGAAAUACAACUUUGACAACCUGGGACAGGCGCUGAUGUCGCUCUUUGUGCUGUCCUGUAAAGAUGGUUGGGUUAGCAUCAUGUAUGAUGGCCUGGAUGCUGUUGGAGUUGACCAGCAGCCAAUAAGAAACCACAACCCCUGGAUGCUGCUGUUCUUCAUCUCCUUCCUCCUCAUCGUCAGCUUCUUUGUGCUGAACAUGUUUGUGGGAGUGGUGGUGGAAAACUUUCACAAAUGUCGCCAGCAGCAGGAGGAGGAGGAGGCCCGACUCAGGGAGGAGAAACGGCAGAAGCGGCUGGAGAAAAGGAGGAGAAGGGCCCUGGAGAAGCCGUAUUAUGCUGACUACUCCCCUUUACGCCGAUCCAUACACACUGUGUGCACCAGCCAUUACCUGGAUCUUUUCAUCACCAUCAUCAUCUUCACAAACCUCCUCACCAUGAGCAUGGAGCACUACAACCAGCCCCAGUUCCUGGUGGAGAUUCUAAAGUAUUGCAAUUACGUCUUCACUCUGGUUUUUGUCAUCGAGGCCAUUUUGAAACUCAUCGCUUUCGGCUUGCGCCGGUUUUUCAAAGAAAGAUGGAACCAGCUGGACCUUGCCAUUGUGUUGCUGUCUAUCAUGGGAAUCACACUGGAGGAAAUAGACUUGAGUGCUUCCUUGCCCAUCAACCCCACCAUCAUACGCAUCAUGAGGGUCCUGAGGAUAACGCGAGUGCUGAAACUUCUGAAGAUGGCCACAGGGAUGAGAGCUCUGCUGGACACAGUGAUGCAAGCUUUGCCUCAGGUGGGGAAUCUGGGUCUGCUCUUCAUGUUGCUGUUCUUCAUCUAUGCAGCUCUGGGAGUUGAGCUCUUUGGAAAACUGGCUGACACUGAGUGUUCAGAUGAGAACCCAUGUGAGGGUCUUAGCCGCCACGCUACCUUUGACAACUUUGGCAUGGCUUUCCUCACACUCUUCAGGGUAUCUACCGGGGACAACUGGAACGGGAUAAUGAAGGACACACUACGCGAGUGUCGUCCAAGUGACCGCCACUGUCUCAACUACCUGCCCCUGAUCUCGCCCGUUUACUUCGUCACGUUCGUCCUGACGGCGCAGUUCGUGCUGGUCAACGUGGUCGUUGCUGUCCUGAUGAAGCACCUGGAGGAGAGCAACAAGGAAGCGGCGCUGGAGGAAAUGGAGGAGAGGAAAGAGAGGGAGGAGAUGAAGGAGAGGGAGGAGAUGAAGGCGAGGGAGGAGGCCGCCCGGCGCCUGAGCACUGCAUCUGUGGGUAGAGAGCUGGAGCCCAGCACACCUGCCCAGGUGCAAUUCGAAGAUGAGGAGUGUUCCCAUGGCAACCUGCUGAGCAUGGGACGCAUGCCGUCUCUUUCCAGCGACUGCUACGUUCAGCCACUCAAAAGCUCCACAUACACUCCCGUCGGCCACGAGAUGCUUUGUGGCUACACAGGGUCCAUGUCAUCUCUGGGCUCCAGUGGAGGCAGCUCUCUACUGCAGGUUCCAGGAGCUAUCCCCACCAUCAGCCACGCUUCGCUGGGGUCUGGACGCAGCUCAAGGCCGAUGAUCUGCCUCAGCACCUCUCAGAACAUCAGUCGCCACUCCUUACACAGACUCAGUCCAGCUGACAGCAUGGAGGGAUGCAGGUUAAGUCCUGCUCACAGAACAAACAGACAUAGACUGAGAUCAGCUCAGAGUAUAGACGGAUAUAAGUUCAGCCCGGCACAUCGGAUGAACCGACACAGACUCAGCUCUGCUCACAGUAUGGACGGAUACAGGCUGAAUCCAGAUCAGAGCGCAGACAGACCGAAGCUCACAUCGUGUCACAGCAUGGACAGACAUCCAUCACUUAGACUGAACCACAAGCACAGUGACAGUAGGCGUUCCUCUCUCUGGCUCUGUCCUGAGGACAGUUUAGACAGAAACAUGCUAAGUCCCUCCUACGUUCCAGAUAGUUCAGUUGUGAAGAGACCAUCGUCUUUCCGCUCUGCAGGCAGACAGUUACGGAGACAGGAGGCUGUGCGCUGUGACUCUGUGGAUCAGAGUGGCUCAGCUGAUGACCUGGCAGAAACCUGCCUCACUGUGCCCGCAGCCUCUUCCAGUCCGCCACCCCAGCGCUCGUCCAGUGUGCACACGCUGAAAUAUGCAAACCGCCAGAGAGUGGUUUGCAAGAGCCACAGUCGGAGCCACAGUGAGACCACUGCACACGAACAGGUAGCUGAGCAGGCCCCCCAGAAGCCAGAAGCAGAAACAGAACAGGGUCCUGAAAGCCCGAAGGAACCCUUCAGUUUGAGAGUGACCAGCGUUGAAUCCACCCUUUUCCCGCCGCUGAGUGGCUCCAGAACCGCCAUCGAUUCAGACCCCAGUCCCAGGUAUGACCACGCUGAUGAAGAAGUGAGUCGCAUAAACAGUUCAGUUCACACCUCCGCACAACCUCCUCCGAGCACCUCCCCACGCAAAGGCGGAAACCUUUCCCCCGGCCCUGGAGAACUCGGCCACCCGGCAUCCCCAGUUUCAGGCAAGAGCAGGGGGCAUCGGCUGAGCCCGCCACCAGGGCAGGAGCCAGUCAGUUUGGCAACCCGACGAAUAGACAGCCACGUUGAGCUGAGGAGGCAAACUCUGUCAUUUGAUGCCGCGAGGCCCUCUCCAAAUCAGCUGGAGGGAAGCUCUGUGGAGGACUGAUCUACUUUGCAAGAGCACUGACGGAGACGAAUGCACUGCUCAUGAAAGAAUCCUGAACUGUCAUCCAAAACAGGAAGUCUUCUGCCCCGUCCAUAACUCUCUCAAUCCCCAAGAUUUUCACCGGGUGUGUGCAGAACUCUUUGAAACCCUGUGCGUAUGAGUGCGUGUGUGUUUAAAGACUCCUCUGUGCUAUUUGCACGCCAAGAUGCACACAAGAAGAAGAUUUAUUUUCUUCUGUCUUUUGUUGUAGCUUUAGCCCAGACACAGUAACCACUUCCCAGCUAUAUUUAAAGACGCAAACCCUUCCUUGCUUGCUCUCCCCAUGCUGCUCUAAUUCCCCCUUUUGCUGCAUCUCAAGCCUAGGUCAGAAUACAAGAAAGAGCUUCACUGCAACAGAAGCUUAACAGAAGAUUAACAACUCAAUUUGUUUUCACAAACAAAGACAUGUUAAUGACAUGUUAAGUCAUUACAAUUUGUAGUCAAUUAGCUGUUCUCUCACUGAAACAAUUAAUUCAUUGGUCUAUAAAGCCUCAAGGGACCAAGAUAAAAUCAUCAGACUGCUUUUUUUUUGUCAUAACAACAGAUAUUUUUCAGUUAAUCUCAACAGAAUGAGAUUUCGUUUGAUGACACUUCUCGUUUUAUGACUGGGCAAAUGAUAAGCAAUUACUACAAGUUCUUAAUUAAAUUCCAAUUAAAAAUCUUAUUCAAGUUCAAGUUGCUCCUAUCCCUGGUGCUGAAAGCAGUUGAUGUUUACAUAAAUUAUAGAUUUUUAAGGAACAAACUUGCCAGCAACACACCACUCCACAUUUAAUGUCAGUACUGCAGUACAGUUUCUGAUUUUUUCUUCCUAACAAACUCCGCUUAACACACCCACAGGAUGUUUGCUUGAUUGUUCACUGAUUGCAGAAUAUUUCUUGAUUUUCCUUGAUUCACUUCGACUCCUGGAUGCAACCAACCCCGACAGCCCUGAAAAAUCACUUUUGCUCUUUGAACCAUGCACUUAAAUUCAUGAAGUAUGACCUAGGCUUUAGUAGUUUCUACCUCGCCUUUUCCUGCUCCCAUCCAUGCGAAUGUUUCUGUUUUCUCACUCCCCUCCUCUUUCCUUUUCUCUGUCUUUGUAAUCUCAGGGUAGAGGUAGUUCAGAGUUUGAAGUGUGUGAUGCAGAGUUAGGGAGCCCUCUGCUGUAUGAUCUCAGAAGUGGCUUCCUUCUCUUGAUAUUUAGUCCAAACAGUUUAGGAACAGAGUGUGAAAGACAGAAGGAACUGAAGGGCUUAUGCAGACAGUUACAGUUUGUAGAAAAGGCUUACAGUAUAUUUUAUAAAAAAAAGAUGGGAAUUUGAGAACUUCGAGCUGAAUUUCUACAUUCAUGAAUGUCCGUUUUUGGAUGGAUGAGGAGGUGGUUACUGUUGCAAAAUGGUGAUGAUGGUGUUGCAAGUAUUUAUAAUGUAAAAUGAUAUUCUUGCAAAAUAUUGGAAGUACUGAAUGAUACACAGACUGGACAGAGCUGGAAUAAAACCACUUACUGUCUGA